AUGCCGCAGGAAUGGCGCGGGUUUGGGUCAGAGCGGGAAGCAGAUGGGUAUUUCCUGCUGUCAGCCCCGGUGUAUCAGCCCGGCCGGGCAGCUCGUACGCGGAUCCCGGCGGCGCGGCAGGCGCUGGCGGGAGGGGACGGGAAGGCGGGCUGGGGGAGGGAGGAGGGAGAGAGAGGGAGAGCAGCCUCUAACCCUGGCGCCUCCGCCACCGCCUCCCAGCAGGACUCUGAUCGCGAGCAGCCGCCGAGCGCAGCCCGCGACGGAGGGCGGCCGGUGCCGCUAGCGCGGAGGCCCCCCCCACCCCCCAGCCCGCGCCGCUCCGCCCCACGAGGACGGCGGCGCGCCGAUUGGCUGGGCCCGGAGGUGAGGCUGUGGGGUGAUGCCGGCCGCCCCGCGCAGCGCCGGGACACAGACAAAGGCUGCCCAAAGGCUGUCCGGAGGCUGCCCGGGCUCCCCCCGCGCCCCCGGGCUGGCGCGACGCGGGAUGGCCGCGGGGGAGCCGCGGCUCUUGGCGCGCUGCUGGGAGGUGGCAACGCGAGCCCGGCCGGGCGCCCACAGACCCCGCGCCCUCCCCGCCCCGCCGCCCGCUCCAACUGGCGCUGGGGCACGCGGCGCGCGGAGGGGCGGAGCCGAUGUCACGCUCGCCGCGCGCCCGGCAGCCAAUGGGCGGGCCGGGAGAACGCGGGCAGCACGCGGGGCCCGCGUGUCCCGCGGCACGGGCUGUCAAUCACCCGCCAGUCUGUCACUCGCCCCGCCCCGCCCGCCGCUCCCCCGCCCGGCGCUGUGAGAGCGGGCCCGCAGCGCCGCUCGGUCACGGUGCCCCUCACCGCCGCCCGUGCCCGGGCCGGCACCGGCGCCGGGGAGCGUUCUGCGGCCGCCGCUGCCUUGUCCCAGGCUUGGGGUGCGAGGGAGUCGCCGCCGCACUGGAACGGCUCCCCUGCGGCCUCAGCCCCGCAGUUUCUGCCGCCAGCCCCGAGCCCGCGCGGCCCGGCCCCCUCGGGAUGCCCGCGGUGCGGGCUGCGCUCCCGGCGCCCUCCCCCGGUGGGGGGAGAGAGGCGGAGCCGGCGUGGCCGCCGCCCGCCGCCUUUAUCUGGCGUGGCGGCGCGGGGGGUGGCACUGGGGAACACCUUGUUGUAA
Molecule: messenger RNA, 1137 nt
Organism: Pyrgilauda ruficollis (rufous-necked snowfinch)
Lineage: Eukaryota; Metazoa; Chordata; Aves; Passeriformes; Passeridae
Product: collagen alpha-1(I) chain-like
Exons: 3
Coding region: 1-1137 (378 amino acids)
Source: RefSeq, a predicted model, not a curated record